GGUGUAAUUUGUUUUAAAUUAAGAGUAUAAAAUGUAAUUUAAUCAAUUAAUCAAGGUAGACUGGUGUAAUUUAUCACAGUUUUCGUUCAUCGCAUGCAUCCUCAAGGGUUUCACAAUCACUCCCCUAUUCAGCCUCCAAUUCGAACCCAAAAUGGGUCGCUCUCGUGCAAUCCCCCACUCCGCCGAAGAAGAUCAUAACCAAAGUCGAUCCAAGAGAAAAAGGAAUGCUUCAAAUGUGGAGAAUUUAGAACCAGCUACUGCAGAUCAAGAAAUUGCUGAAGGGAAGAAAGCUUUGUACCACUGUAAUUAUUGCAACAAAGAUAUCUCAGGAAUGAUACGCAUUAAGUGUAUAAUGUGUCCUGAUUUUGACCUUUGCGUGGAGUGCUUUUCUGUUGGAGCUGAGCUAAAUCCUCACAAAAGCAAUCAUCCAUAUAGGGUUAUGGAUAAUUUGUCAUUCCCAUUAAUAUGUUCUGACUGGAAUGCAGAUGAAGAAAUAUUACUCCUAGAGGGUAUUGAAAUGUAUGGGUUGGGGAACUGGACUGAAGUUGCAGAGCAUGUUGGAACAAAAAGUAAAGCACAAUGUAUUGACCACUAUAAUGCUAUAUACAUGAACUCGCCUUGCUUUCCACUUCCGGACAUGUCUCAUGUUAUGGGAAAGAAUAGAGAGGAACUUCUUGCUAUGGCCAAGGAGCAUGGUGAAGUCAAUAAAGGAUUUCCUACACUUGGGGAACUUACUGUGAAUGAUGAGCUUCUGCUAUCUGCAAGAAUCAAGGUUGAAGAUCAAAGAAAGGAAGGUUCAACUGGUCAAUCCUCAUCAAGCUUAACUUCAGAGACAGGUGCUGGUGUGGUUGCUGGCAACACAUCUACUAGUGCAGUUAAGCGGGCAUCCCAAAUUAAGGAUGAUCAUCAGGACAUCAAAAUGGAAGAUUCUCAUGCAGACAGGAGCAUUGGAGAGAAAAAACUUAGGACACCCGGGGAGGAGGGGCCUUCUAUGACGAGGUUGAGUGGCUAUAAUCCCAAGAGGCGAGAGUUUGAACUUGAAUAUGAUCAUGAUGCGGAGCAGUUGUUGGCAGACAUGGAAUUCAAAGAAUCGGACACUGAUGCUGAACGUGAACUUAAACUGCGAGUGUUGCGUAUUUACUUGAAAAGGCUUGAUGAAAGGAAGCGCAGAAAGGAUUUUGUGCUGGAAAGAAAUUUACUUUACCCAGACCCUUUUGAGAAGAACCUUUCACCUGAAGAGAGAGAAAUAUGUCGGCGUUACAGGGUGUUUAUGCGAUUUCAUUCAAAAGAAGUGCAUGAGGAGCUGCUUACUAGUAUUAUUGAGGAACAUCGGAUCAUGAAAAUAAUACAAGAUCUUCAGGAAGCUCGAGCUGCUGGCUGCCGUACAUCUGCUCAGGCUGAAAAAUAUAUCGAGGAGAAAAGGAAGAAGGAAGCUGAAGAAAGUGCUUGUAAAUCAAAGGAUAGUGCCCAGGCUGGUCCUAGUGGUAAAUUCUUGCAAAGGGCGAUUCACCUUAAAGGCGAACCUGAUAGCAGCCCCCGGGGAAAUGCUCGUGGAUUAUCACUAUCAGAUUCCUUUGGCAAGGACUCUUCUUCAACAACUCCAGGACAAGCUACUUCAAGCUCGUUAUUAGAUAGUUGGGAUGUUAAUGGAUUUCUGGGGGCCGACUUACUUUCUGAAAGCGAGAAAUGGCUUUGCAGCGAGAUAAGGAUCCUACCUUCGCAUUACCUCAGCAUGUUGCAAACCAUGUCAGUGGGGAUUUUAAAUGGCAACAUUACCACAAAAUCAGAUGCCCAUGGUCUGUUCAAGGCUGUCGACCCAAGCAAGGUUGAUAGGGUUUAUGACAUGCUUGUGAAGAAGGGUAUUGGAAGCUCUUGAAGCUUGGGUUUUUGAAAACAAAGCUCGUUCAGUCAUGUAUCUUUUUAAGUAUGGUAAUGGGCAAAUUAUGGCAGGCAACUUCAUAGGAAGAUAGGUUGUUUAAAUCUCGGACCCUCAUUAAAUGUCAUAACUUGUAAAGCAGUUGGUCAGUUAGUCAUGUAUGCAUUGAGAUUAUUCAACUCCUUCAACUAUACAAAGUCAUAUUUACAGGUGAUUUAUUUAUUUAUUUGUACAUUUCAAAGUAGAACCUUUUUAUUUCUCCUUGAGGAUAUGAUGAUCAAUUAGUUACUGAA
Molecule: messenger RNA, 2169 nt
Organism: Camellia sinensis
Lineage: Eukaryota; Viridiplantae; Streptophyta; Magnoliopsida; Ericales; Theaceae
Gene: ADA2A
Product: ADA2 2A
Biological process (GO): chromatin remodeling; regulation of transcription by RNA polymerase II
Cellular component (GO): nucleus
Molecular function (GO): chromatin binding; zinc ion binding; transcription coactivator activity
Source: RefSeq, a predicted model, not a curated record